CCCCCUCUCCCUCUCCCUUCCCCGAGGCUAUGUCCACCCAGUGCGGCGAGGGAGGCAGCGCCAGAGGCACGCAGCCGCGCGGGGGCUACGGAGCCCAGAGCCAGCCCUGCAAGAUGCACUUAGGACCCCCGCGGCCGGAAGAAUGAGCUUGUCCUGGCUCUUCCUCCUCUUCUGCAGCCACCUGAUCCUCAGCGCUUGGGCUCACGGGGAGAAGCGUCUCACCCCCGAAGGGCAACCCGCGGCUCCAAGGAACCCCGGAGACUCCAGCGGCGGCCGGGGCAGAAGUAUCACGACGUCUUCCUCAUCUUCUGCCUCCUCACCAGUCGCGGCUUCCUCGGGCAGCCAAGGAAGCGGCACGGAGCACAGCAGCUUCCAGUGGAGCCCUUCGGGGCGCCGGACCGGCAGCCUGUACUGCAGAGUGGGUAUCGGCUUCCAUCUGCAGAUCUACCCGGAUGGCAAAGUCAAUGGCUCCCACGAAGCCAGUAUGUUAAGUAUUUUGGAAAUAUUUGCUGUGUCUCAGGGGAUUGUAGGAAUACGAGGAGUUUUCAGCAACAAAUUUUUAGCGAUGUCAAAAAAAGGAAAACUCCAUGCAAGUGCUAAAUUUACAGAUGACUGUAAGUUCAGGGAGAGAUUUCAAGAAAACAGCUAUAAUACCUAUGCGUCAGCAAUCCACAGAACUGAAAAGACUGGGCGGGAGUGGUAUGUGGCCCUGAACAAGAGAGGGAAGGCCAAAAGGGGCUGCAGCCCAAGGGUCAAACCCCAGCACGUCUCCACCCACUUCCUACCCAGAUUCAAGCAGUCAGAGCAACCUGAACUUUCCUUCACCGUCACUGUACCAGAAAAGAAAAAGCCACCUCGUCCGGUGAAACCAAAGGUCCCCCUAUCUCCACCUCGCAGAAGUCCCAGCCCAGUAAAGUACAGAUUGAAGUUUCGCUUUGGAUGAUGCUUUUCCUGGCCUUGUGGGAAACCAUUAUUCUGCCUCAGGACCUUCUACAGGCGUCAUGGAGCCCUGAAGGAAGCGCUCAGGCGCAGUGUCCCUCCAUCCCUCCGCUGUGCUUACACGUAUGGAAGUCAGGUCAUUGUUUCACUUUGACUGGAACAAAACUGUGUUUUUUUAUUUUAUUUUAUUUUUAAUUUUAAAUAGACACAGAAGUGAAAUUCUUUGUAGCGAUCCAGGGAACACAUCCCUUCAGCUCAGUAAGGUAUAAAGGCUUCAUGAUUGGAGGACAUUUAGCAUUCUACAUUUCUAGAAUGUUCAAAAGCCUGGACUAUAUGUAUUUUUUCUGACUUUUACAGAUCAACCUGAAAGAACAUACAUGAUACAUUUUUAUUUUUGUUUUCCAAAGAAUAUUUUAAUGCAGAUAAAAUAUUUUAUAAACAUUUGUUUUUUUAAGGUACCUCUACAUUGAGCAUAUUUUCUUACUUUUAUUAUUUUAACAAAUGUGCCACACACAGCUCAUCUAUUGCUGUUCGUGAACUAUAACCAUUUUGAUAUAGAUUGUCUGGUAGCAUGUGGCUCUCCUUUGCAUUUUUUUCUUUACUGCAUUGUUUACUUUGUUGUAGCCAUACCUCAAGUCGUGUAAAAUUAGUUCUAUGUUUUAAAAUGUUUAAAUGUGCUUCCCCAGCCGCAGAGGCUCAGCUUGGAGGUGUGUAUUGUGUAUAAAGUCAAGGCAUUAUGUGGAAUCCUACCAUGUUAGUGGCUGGGCUUUCUCGGUUAGAACCAGGAAAAUUGAGGGUAUUCUGAUGGGUUUAGAGGUUGGAUGUAAAGGACGGAGGCAAAAGCCCAGCAAGUGUGCAGCAUCUGUGUCGAUCUAAUUCCGUUUCCCUUGCUUCUGCUUUUGUCUACCCCUUGCUCUCAUUCAAGAACAGCUGAGGAAUACAUUUUAUUCUGUCCAUCAAGCAUACACCGUGAAACUGGACUGCUUAAAAAUACUUCUGUGACUCUCUGGUAUCCUUACUGUGCAGAUCCGCAGAGAGCAACUAAGUAGGGUGUGUGUGUACGUGUGAGUGUGAGUGUGUGUGUGUGUGUGUGUGUGUGUGUGUGUGUGUGUGUGUGUAACUGAAGGAGAUGAAUCAUGGCCAGGUAUUCAUGUUGAGACUCAUGGUCAAAAACACUCCUAUUAUUCAAUCAAAUACCUUUGAGCUUUCUACCCUAACGGCUACUGUAAGAAAACGUGAUGUAAUCUGACAUAGAAGCUUAAUUUGGGAAUUUGAUAAAUUGAAAAUGGCAUUUCAUUCUCAAACACUGACCAGAAAUCACAGAAAGUUUAACUUACGAAGAGUUACAAAAUUUAUUUUCUUGGAUAAUCAUUUUUAUGGAGAUCUAUGAAAUACAAGUGUUCAUCUUAUAUUCAUGAAUGCUGCAAUAAAAUGUGUAAUAAAAUGUGUAGAUGAUUAUUAGAUGUGUGUCUUCCAUAAAGCAGAAGCACUCAGACAAGCUUGCACUUGAUAUUCUGGCAUAUUU
Messenger RNA from Alexandromys fortis (reed vole), 2464 nucleotides. RefSeq names its product fibroblast growth factor 5 (gene Fgf5). Gene Ontology annotation, molecular function: fibroblast growth factor receptor binding; growth factor activity. The record is from RefSeq and is a predicted model, not a curated record. Gene Ontology annotation, biological process: animal organ morphogenesis; positive regulation of gene expression; cell differentiation. Bases 143 to 943 code for a protein of 266 amino acids. Lineage: Eukaryota; Metazoa; Chordata; Mammalia; Rodentia; Cricetidae. The transcript is spliced from 3 exons. Gene Ontology annotation, cellular component: cytoplasm.